GAUUCGUCCAGUAUUUUGAAGCAUGUCCAUCGUCCCGUGUGGUCGAUAUCCUCCCUGACCUGGUGGAUGCCGAUGCCGUCUUUGUUGCGUGUGAAUCCGGCACGAUCGUCCGAUCCAACACCACCGACAUCGAGACUCUUGUUGCUCUGGACAGCAGCAACAUCACCCUCAUGCGACAGCACGCCGACCUGGUCUUUGUGGGGACUUUGUCUGGGUCGGUGUAUUCGGUCGCUGCUGCAGCCCUGGCCGAAGGUCUUGUGGCCCUCGACCUCGUCUAUGAGCACCCCAACGGCUCGCCUGUAACGGCGCUGGGAUACUGGCCCCCGACAAACACCCUAGUCUCGGGCCACCGAGACGGAAGCGUCUUUGACAGCCAAAGCUCGAACUGCACGCUGGUCUAUCCCGCCAUCGACAAUAUGACGAGCCAGGUUCUGGACCUGAAGCCCGCUCCGAUGGCCCUGUCUUGGCUGGCGCUCUAUGUGGACGGCGUGGUCGAGUGGCAGAUCGAUGCCGCUGCUACCUCUGCUGAAGCCCGGAUUGUCAAAAGUCGUGCGCUGCCGGAGCUGGUGUCGCUGGAUGUGCAUCCGCACGAGCAGCAAGUCGCUGUCAUCGAUCGCCAUGGCCAGGUCUUUGUCUUGAACUCGACGGACUUUGACUUGUUGCAAAGCUGGUACCUGUACUCUCCCUCCACCUCCUCCUCCUCCUCGACCCUGGCCACCGACAACAGCAGUGACAACAGCAGUGACAGCAGCAGUGCCAGCAACAACAACGAUGCUGAUGGUGGCAGCAUUGACGCUGGUAACAGCACCGAGCCAGCGGCAGCCUUUGUCGCUGGAGCCUCGGCCGAUGCCACCACGGUCACUUCCGAAACCACCACGGCUGCCGCUGCAACUUCAACCGCCGUCGCUGUCACUAUCACCUCGGCCCCGCCAACCGCCGAGGCAGUCCUCCAGACAGCCGUGAUCGAAUCAAGCGAUCCCUUCGGCGCUGCAUCGGUCUCGGACAACUCGUUCGCCCCAUACCCUUCCACGAGCCACCACGAACGACUGGUCUAUAUCCUGUACCAGUCGAUGCAGUCGCUGAUUUAUCAGUGGGAUAGCGUCGCUGGAAACUGUCUAGCCUCGCCAGUCUCGAUACCGAGUCGGGUGGCAUCCCUGAAGUUCUCGAAGCGACAGCAGCUUCUCUGGAUCGGCCUCGAGAACGGCUUGGUUGCGCAUCUAACACUGCCGAGCCAGUGCUGAGGGGAAAUCGGGUGUCUGGGCAGAGCUACCUGGGUACCUGGGUAGACCUGUGUAUCUGAGCAGGUGCCGUCUUGCUAUCACGGAGGUUGAGUUGGACGCUGUAUGCGAGCGCUUUUUAUUGUCGAAUAUUCC
Messenger RNA from Polychytrium aggregatum, 1373 nucleotides. RefSeq lists its product as uncharacterized. The record is from RefSeq and is a predicted model, not a curated record. The coding region runs from base 171 to 1241 and encodes 356 amino acids. Lineage: Eukaryota; Fungi; Chytridiomycota; Chytridiomycetes; Polychytriales. Gene Ontology annotation, molecular function: protein binding. The transcript has a single exon.